Molecule: messenger RNA, 339 nt
Organism: Eptesicus fuscus (big brown bat)
Lineage: Eukaryota; Metazoa; Chordata; Mammalia; Chiroptera; Vespertilionidae
Product: NHP2-like protein 1
Exons: 1
Coding region: 1-339 (112 amino acids)
Biological process (GO): maturation of SSU-rRNA; mRNA splicing, via spliceosome
Cellular component (GO): U4/U6 x U5 tri-snRNP complex; small-subunit processome; nucleolus
Molecular function (GO): RNA binding
Source: RefSeq, a predicted model, not a curated record
AUGGUUUUAGGUCACUGUCUAGUCACCAAGAGACUGCGGGACCUUGUUCAGCAGUUAUGUAACUACAAGCCACUUUGGAAAGGAGCCAAUGAGGCCACCAGAACCCUCAACAGAGGCAUCUCCGAGUUCAUUGUGAUGGCUGCAGACGCAGAGCUCCUGGAGUUCACCCUGCACCUCCCGCUGCUGAGAGAAGACAAGAAUGGGUCCUACAUGGUUGUAUGCUUCAAGCAGGCCCUGGGCGGGCCUGUGGGUCUCCAGGCCUGUCCUGCCUGUGGUGUCACCCUCAGAGAAUGCUCACAGCUUGAUGCAGCACAUCCCAUCCUUUCGGCAGUCCAUUGA